AUGAAGACAAUUUUUUUGCAGAGUUUGGACUUCUCGGGUGGCCAAUAUGCAGCUGCCAUUGAUGUUCCAAUGGUGUAUAUGGAAAAUCCUUAUAGUGAAAUUUAUAUAUCUCCUAAUGGUAUUCUCGGCUUUGGAGAACGACUACCAGGUAUGGAAUGCAUAAUGUAUGAAUGCUCUAUGAAUCAUGUGGCAGUAGAAUUUACAGAUGGAGUGAUACCGCUGCAGAGGUUGAACAAAAGUGCCAUAGCUCCGUUCUAUGCUCCUGUUGCUGAAGGAACUGAACUGUCUAUUAUAGGUAGUGUUGUAGAGCUCCUUCGUCGUCUUACGGAAUACAUCCAUAAGACUUUUGCCGAUAGUUCAGACUUCCAAACUUUACAAGCAAUGGUCGUCACUUGGGAUGGACUUCAAAACAAAGAGCAAGACGGCGGAGCGACAUUUCAGGUAUCGAAUCAUCCGACAGCGCUUAGACAAACGCACUACUCAUACGAUGAUAUUUUCAGCUGGCACUUGCGUCCGACGGGAACAUCAUUCAUUUUCCGCAUAUCUGGCUCAGCCAUAGAAGAUCCUCGAGAAAACGGUGAUGAUUACGAAUACACCAAUUACGAUCAAACCGAUUAUGAUGGUGACGAGCGAAAGCCGCGUAAGUUGCAGUAUCCAGCCGACUGCCCUCCGGAUCCGUAUAGUGAUAGAUGUCCAGAAGGAUGUAAUAUUCUCACAGAUGAACGUAUGUGCUCAAGAUGUGUUUGCGCAGGUGAGAAAGAAGUGAACUCUGUAAAAUUUGAGACUUUUUGGGAUGUGAAUUUUGUAAAUGUUACGAUUCUUUCUGCAGAACCAGUAGAGAGCAUCACCGAAGACGCCGUACACGAAAAACUUCCCGAACCUCCAGUGCAUCAUCAUCCAGAAGCUGGAGGAGAGACGACGCAGCAAAAGGAGCGACAGCGACAUCAACAACAUCAAGAACAAGAAAAUCAGCUUCCAGAAGCGGAGGAAAGGACAGAGGAACCUGGACAUCAGCAAGUAGAGGAAGAGGAACAAAAUCCCCAACGAAUUUCGGGGUCAUUCGAAGGAGUCAUCAAUGGAAAUUCGAUAGACCGAACAGAUCUUCAUACUUUCAUCACUGCUACCGAUGGAAAUGCAUAUACAGCUGUAUCGAAGAUCCCCACAGAUCUCGGAUCACCAUUUCUCAUCCUGAACCCUAUCGGUUCUAUCAUGGGAUGGCUAUUUGCUGAUGUGAAUCUUCAUACUUUCAUCACUGCGACCGAUGGAAAUGCAUAUACAGCUGUAUCGAAGAUCCCCACAGAUCUCGGAUCACCAUUCCUCAUCCUUAAUCCUAUCGGUUCUAUAAUGGGAUGGCUGUUUGCUGAUGUGAGUCGCGAGCAGAUCAUCACCUUCAGUUUUGGAAUAAGACUUUUUAACCGCGGUACCUAUACACAUAUGUUUGUAGGUGCAAUCGCCAAAGGUCUACAACGGUUUUCAACUGACUGGUGGCUUGUUUAA
This is a messenger RNA of Strongylus vulgaris, 1497 nucleotides long. NCBI's taxonomy places the organism in Eukaryota, Metazoa, Nematoda, Chromadorea, Rhabditida, Strongylidae. The record is from the annotation of a GenBank genome assembly.